Magallana angulata is the source of this 1161-nucleotide messenger RNA. RefSeq lists its product as uncharacterized. The transcript is spliced from 6 exons. The record is from RefSeq and is a predicted model, not a curated record. NCBI's taxonomy places the organism in Eukaryota, Metazoa, Mollusca, Bivalvia, Ostreida, Ostreidae. Bases 76 to 1161 code for a protein of 361 amino acids.
UAGCUCUAUCGUUCAGUUCCAUUCGGUCGUACAUGGUGUGCUGCUUUGUCUCAGGGCGUACAUUUUUAGCCAGUCAUGAGGAGAUCGUGUUUUCUGUGCACUUCUCUGCGGCUUGCUUCAUUUUUCCUCCUCGCUCUUCAGUUUUGUAAGGCAGAUCUAAGAUAUGGCUACUCCAUGUUACAGUAUGGACACAAACUGGAGAGAAGGAUGAUAACGUCGUAUGAUGGAUAUAGUAUUCUGGAUUGUGUUGAGGAUUGUCUGAGAACAACACGAUGUCGGUCCGUCAACUACCACCAGGGAGGCCACUUCUGUCAGACCAACUUUAAAAGCAGGACAACUGAACCAACUCUGUAUAAAGAAAAGUCUGGCUGGAUAUACAGCGAUAAAGAAGAUUGGGACAAGGGAAUCGCUGGAUCUUGUUCAAAGACUAAUUGUGCUCUUAAUGAAAAAUGCAUUUCAAAACCUUUUGGACAAUCCUCUUGCGUACUCUCAGAUUGUGGUAUUCCUUCAUGGGGAGGGUUUUCAAUGAAUGAAGCACAGGAAUGGGAUGCAAUCGGUAUAUCAAGGAGAAUUCACAUAACGUGCGCUCCUGGAUAUAAAAAGCAAGGCUCUGAACAAUUCGUCUGUUUAUCGGACGGAACGUGGAAAACCGACGUUAUAUGCAGUUUGGAAGGCUGUCCAGUCCCUUAUACAGGGGUGUUCUCAAAUUCGAAAAGAGCUGGUCUGCAAUUUGUUGCCACAUCUGCUACUUAUCUAAAUGCAAGAUGUGACUGCGCAGCUGAUGGUGGAGAUUUAAUAAAAAUAGAUACGCAAACAAUGCUACGUAACUUCCUAAAUUUUAUUGAGACUGUUCUUUAUGCACCAAGUCAGUCUACGACGAAUCUUCGACAUAGCUACUCCAUGCUACAGUACGGACACAAACUAGACAGAAGGAUGAUAACGUCGUAUGAUGGAUAUAGUAUUCUGGACUGUGUGGAGGAUUGUCUGAGAACAACACGAUGUCAAUCCGUCAACUACCACCAGGGAGCCCACUUCUGCCAGACCAACUUUGAAACCAAUGUUUCUUCACCAGAUCUGUAUUUAGAGAAACCAGGGUGGAUAUAUAGUGCAAGAUCAGACUGGGAUAAGUUUAACGGUGUAGAGGAGCAGUCCCCCUGGUAG